Nicotiana tabacum (common tobacco) is the source of this 1378-nucleotide messenger RNA. RefSeq names its product UDP-xylose transporter 1. The record is from RefSeq and is a predicted model, not a curated record. NCBI's taxonomy places the organism in Eukaryota, Viridiplantae, Streptophyta, Magnoliopsida, Solanales, Solanaceae.
GCCACAAAACUCUCCCUCCCCUCUUCAAAAAACCCCACACCCAACAAAAGAAAAACUUACAUUAAUCAUCUCUCCAAGUUCUUAAAAUUUCAUUUGUGGAGUACUUGUAGGAGCACAACUUUAUUUGUAAAAUCACCAUCAUUAUUUGAAGAGAUGGGAGAAAUGACAAGCUUUCAGUUGGGUGUGGUUGGAGCACUGUUUCUAUCAGUUGCAUCUUCAGUUUCCAUUGUUAUUUGCAACAAAGCUUUGAUGAGUAAUCUUGGUUUUCCCUUUGCCACAACAUUAACAAGUUGGCAUCUAAUGGUGACAUAUUGCACACUCCACGUGGCACUCAAAUUCAAUUUCUUUGAGAACAAACCCAUUGAUAUGAAGACUGUGAUGCUCUUUGGCAUCUUAAAUGGUGUAUCCAUUGGCUUUCUCAAUCUUAGCCUUGGCUUUAAUUCCAUUGGCUUCUACCAGAUGACAAAACUAGCAAUUAUACCUUUUACCGUACUAUUAGAAACCAUUUUCUUGAAAAAGCAGUUCAGCCGAAAUAUUAAGUUUGCUCUGUUCGUUCUGCUAAUCGGAGUUGGCUAUGCCUCUAUUACUGAUCUUCAGCUCAAUUUUGUUGGAACAAUUCUCUCCCUUCUUGCCAUUGUUACAACUUGCGUUGGACAAAUUCUGACCAACACAAUUCAAAAGAGGCUCAACAUCUCAUCAACUCAAUUGUUGUAUCAAUCAGCCCCUUUCCAAGCAGCUAUUCUAUUUGUAUCAGGGCCAGUGGUGGAUCAAUUCCUUACCAAACAGAGUGUUUUCGCCUACAAAUAUUCUCCUAUUGUUGUGGGAUUUAUAUUGUUGUCAUGUUUGAUUGCUGUAUCAGUGAAUUUCAGCACAUUUUUAGUGAUUGGAAAGACAUCACCAGUUACAUAUCAAGUGUUAGGCCACCUUAAAACAUGUUUGGUUUUAGCAUUUGGCUAUACAUUGCUACAUGAUCCUUUCACUUCAAGAAACAUUAUCGGAAUUCUUGUUGCCAUUGUUGGAAUGGGAUUGUAUUCCUAUUUUUGUGUCAAUGAAACCAAAAGGAAACAAGUUGGAGACCUUUCUUCCAUGACUCAAGUUAAAGAUAAAGAUACCACUGCACCACUUCUAGCUGGGAAGAAUGGCCAAGUUAAAGAAAAUAACUCCCUUGUUUAAAUUUUAGGGUUGAAGUCAUGAAGAUGUUUUUGAACAAAGAAUUUUUAUUUUCAAUUGAGAGACAUUCCACUAGAUGGAUGUAAAUGAUUUUUGGCUCAUAAAAUACCCUGCACCCCUUUGUUCCAAGAUUUGGUCAUUGCUAGAUUUGUAUUUACUUCUUACAUGUAGACAAAUGCAAUUAAGAAAAAUUCUUCGUUACAUCAUA